Molecule: messenger RNA, 1724 nt
Organism: Dermatophagoides pteronyssinus (European house dust mite)
Lineage: Eukaryota; Metazoa; Arthropoda; Arachnida; Sarcoptiformes; Pyroglyphidae
Product: cytochrome P450 3A56-like
Molecular function (GO): steroid hydroxylase activity; oxidoreductase activity, acting on paired donors, with incorporation or reduction of molecular oxygen; iron ion binding
Source: RefSeq, a predicted model, not a curated record
UUUUUGUUUAAAAUGCAUUGCUUUUAGCAAAUAAAUUUAUUUAAUUUAAAUAAACGUUUUUAGAAUCAUCAUCACAAUGAUUUUUCAAAUAAUCAUAGCAAUUAUAGUUUUGUCCAUUUCAUUUGGUUAUCUGUUUUAUCAAUGGAAAAAGCGACAAUGCAUUUCGAGCAUAACGAGCCGCGGCAUUCGACAUCAAAAACUACCAUCAUUUUUCAGUGUAUUGUUGUCAAAAAAACGCUUGGAACUGGAAUCUUUUGAAAAUAUAAAACGUGUGGGAAAAGUCUAUGGAUUUGAAAUGUUUGGUGGAGUUAACAUAGCUGUUGCCGAGCCAGAAUUAAUUCAAGUUGUAUUAAGUAAAGAAUUUACCAACUUCCCAAAUCGUCGAAAAUUCAACAUUGAUGAUGAUAUUUUUGCAAAUGUUUUAUCAGCCGUCGAUUUAGAUCAAUGGAAACGUUUGCGAGCAAUCGUAGCCCCAACAUUUGCUACAGGCAAACUACGCCGUAUGAAAUUUCGAAUGGAUUCAAUUUGUCGAACCUUAAUCCGUAAUAUUGAUUCUGAAUUGAAAAAAUCCGGUGAUCAGGAUUGUAUCUUAAAUAUUAAACAAUUUGCUGGAGCUUUCACUAUGGAUACAAUUCUACAGGUUGCAUUUGGUUGUCAAAUUGAUUCGUUAAUAGAACCUAAUAAUAUUAUCAUUAAGAACGUUAAAAAAUUAUUCAAUACUGAUAUGUCUCUAAAAAACAUAGUAAUGUUCCUUAUCAUGUUUUCUAUGCCUAGUUUUAUUAGCAAAAUAUUAAAAAUUCGUCCUAAUAAUGAAGUCGUCACAUUUUUCUCCAAAUUUUCACUGGAUAUUAUUGAACGUAAAAGAAAAGAAUUUGUUGAAAAAGAUUUUUCAAAAGCAUCAACUUUUAUUGAAUUUCUUAUCGAAGCUGAACACGAAUAUAAUAUGUUACAGCAAAAAAAUAACAAUGAAGAUGAUGAGAAAAAAACUGUAAAAUAUAUGACAAAUUCUGAAAUGAUUGCACAAUGUGUUUUAUUCUUUUUAGCCGGUUAUGAUACGACAGCAACAACAAUCACAAUGGCUUUAUAUAAUUUGGCACUAAAUCCGGAUAAACAACAAUUAGCAUAUCAAGAAGUUGAAAGAAUUUUACAACAACAACAACUUGAUGAUGACAAAGAUCCAUUAGAAUCAUUGGUUUUAGAUUCUUUUGGAACAAAAUUCGAAUACAUAAACGGAAUAGUUAAUGAAACAUUACGUAUGACACCACCGGCAACAUUUUUGGAACGACGUUGUGAAAAUGAUUUUGUUCUGAAAACUGAAGAUGAUCGUAUAAAAUUUUUAGUAAAAAAAGAUGAAAUCAUUCAAAUACCAGUCUGGGCUUUGCAUUAUAAUGAAGAAUAUUUUCCUGAACCAGAAAAUUUUCGACCCGAAAGAUUUUGUAAAGAAACAGCAGACAAUUUUCCUAAUUAUGCUUAUUUACCAUUUGGUUCUGGUCCUCGAGCUUGUGUUGCCAAAAGUUUAGCAUUAUUAGAAGCUAAAAUGGCUUUGGUAUGGUUGAUAAAAAAUUUUAAAUUUUCAAAAUGUACAAAAACAACAAUUCCCGUUGAAUUUUAUAAUCAAGGCGGUUUUCUUUCACCAAAAGACAUUUAUCUUUCUGUUGAACGAAGAUAGUAAAUAAAUCUUAUCUUAAUAAUUGAAUGAUUUUAACUUAUGAUCAACAAUAAAG